Molecule: messenger RNA, 1050 nt
Organism: Owenia fusiformis
Lineage: Eukaryota; Metazoa; Annelida; Polychaeta; Sabellida; Oweniidae
Source: the annotation of a GenBank genome assembly
ACAAUAUACAAAGCUGGUUUUAUUGCAAAAUAAAAAAUCCUGAUAACUUACACUCAUCUCUCCCGUUAGACACAUAUGAUAACAAAAUGCAGAGAGGAAGUAUACGUAAACAGCGAUUCUAUGAUAAGCUCCACAGGGGUGCCGUUGGUGUUCUUCUUGCAUUGACGGGAUAUGGUGCUUACUUGGUUGGUCACAGAUUCUAUAGAUUCUUCACAGUAACACAACCAGAACAGAAGAAAUUAAAGGAAGAAGCAGUAGCAAAUGAACAGCAAAGAGCAUUAGAAACACCAAUCUCGCAAAGAGACUUAGAACUUUUGCAACAACAGAAAGAAGCAGAAACACUAAAAACAUAGAACAGAAAACAUUUUAGGUCAUUGCAUUUGUAAAUAAUAGCUUUCGAGGGGGGGAGUUCCUUGGCUAAUAUAGACUGGAAAAAUCUCAAUUGGAAUCCAAAUCAAGCAGAUUUAAUGAGUGAAUCAAUGCUGUAUCUGAAUUGGAACAUGAGUAAGGAACUACAUUUAAUAUUGGUAAUAACGAGCAUGAAUGAAUUACAGCAAAUAAAUGUUGAAAUUAUGAGAUAAGAAUAAUUUCAUAUCAUUGAAUAAAAAGAGUCAAUCAUGACAAAAUGUCAAACAUAUUUAUUGUUGGUUUUCUUUUGAAAAUAUCGUUUAAGAAGUCUUUUUCACGAUCAGGGUAUAUCGAUAUAUGCCAACAACAUACAGCAAGCAUACUGUAUAUGGGUGUAACGCUACAUUUGAAUUUAGCAUAUCUUUGAGCAUUAUUAAUGACCAACUAGUGAGUCAGAGCACAGAGCUUAUAAAACCUUAUACCUUGUACUGUUAUGUUGUACACUCAUACUGGACAUUAGCGUAUGUGCUUUACAUAAUAUUAAUAUUCGUUGUUUCCUUUUUAAAAUAGUGGACAUUAACUAGAACAUCUUUUUUUUGGUUUGAUUUUAGGUUUCUGAGUUAAUGAUGUUAUUUGCUAUUUGUUGCAUUCAUUUUGUCCUUGGCGAUAUUUAAAAAUAGAAUUGGCAAUUUAACAAUUAAA